Aspergillus candidus is the source of this 1051-nucleotide messenger RNA. RefSeq lists its product as uncharacterized. Lineage: Eukaryota; Fungi; Ascomycota; Eurotiomycetes; Eurotiales; Aspergillaceae. The transcript has a single exon. The coding region runs from base 174 to 407 and encodes 77 amino acids. The record is from RefSeq and is a predicted model, not a curated record.
CAUCCCAACAGGAUCAGCAAGGUUACUUCCCCCUUCAAGCUUGUCAUUCCUGUUGGAACCCUCAUUCUUCCUGCUUUUGAGGUUCCACCAGCAAAGCAAAUAACGCCCCAGAUGAAUGGCUCCAUCGAUCCUGAGGUACGACUGAUGUCGUACCUUGGGCGGCUCGCCGAAACAUGGCAACCCAUCGUCAUGCCUUCAUUUCCUUUUUCUUUCCCUUUUCUGGUUUGAAUUUUUUAUUUUUUAUUUUUCUGUAUGCUUUGAACCCUCGUCAUUUCCGGCGAUUACGUGGCGAGUCGGACCCACAAGGAUACUACGACUCUGGAUGCUUGAUGGAGCACUCUCUGAACCGUUCCCCACCGGCCCUUAGCUCAUGGUCCAUUUCUCUGGCUGUCCAGAGAGUUCAAUGACUUGGACAAACUGCCUUCCGACUUUCUUUUCUUGCUAUUCACCACUGGUUGGGGUCUCCGGUCGAUCAGAUCUCUUCAUCGUUUUAAUCCCGACUCCAAAAUUUGUGUGUGUUGCUCGGAUCGUGGCCGAUUGUUCAUCUCACUAUCUCACUAUCGCGCUAUCAUAAUUAAGCCCCAAUUCGCCCCUCCGGGAUCGCCGCCACUUGCGUCAGAAAGUCCGUUUGACUGAUCAUCCUGCCAAUCGUCGCCCCGGUGUGCCUGGAGCGCGGAUAACCUUUUCUGUCCGACUUGGACCCUUCCUCCUACUGCCAGGUGCUUUUGAAUGCAUCUGGCCCCGUGCCGCCGUCCAUGAACAUCUUCAACAAAAUGUCGCAACGGUUCACUCGUCGGGCCUUCUUGAUCGCCGUCUUGUAUAUGUUGAUCAUCUCCGCCUUUGCUUGGAGACACGAAGCGCUACUUCACGUGAGAUCUCGACGGAUUGCGCCCAUCGAGAAAGAAAGGAACUGACCCGGAAACAGUGGAAAUCCCCCCAGGAACGAUACGAAGAGGAACAACAGCAGUAUCCACUGUCGGUACCUUUCUGAACUGCCAGGUCGUGACUGGGUAGCUGACCUCCUGCAGAGUCUUCGACAAUGUCAUCCCCA